This is a messenger RNA of Raphanus sativus (radish), 1278 nucleotides long. Its product is annotated as uracil phosphoribosyltransferase, chloroplastic. Gene Ontology annotation, molecular function: uracil phosphoribosyltransferase activity. Lineage: Eukaryota; Viridiplantae; Streptophyta; Magnoliopsida; Brassicales; Brassicaceae. The coding region runs from base 99 to 980 and encodes 293 amino acids. Gene Ontology annotation, biological process: uracil salvage. The transcript is spliced from 13 exons. The record is from RefSeq and is a predicted model, not a curated record.
GUACAGUUUGUGACGGCCGGUUUAUUAUCUAUCUCUCUAUCGUCGAUCGUCUUUCUCAAAUUUUUUCAUCUCAGACCAGAAUUCGAACAUCGCCGUGAAUGGCAUCGUGCUCAACAAUUAGCGGUAACGCUUUCCGGUGUUACUCUGAAACGCUGCGUUCUGCUCCUCGACAACAACAACAAUGCGGCCGCGUAACAAUGCCUAAUCAUUCCUCUCUCUUCUCCUUUAACUCCUCCCCCAUCAUCGCUCAGACUCUGGGUGCUUCUCCUUCUCGGCGGAGUAUUCCGGUAAGAGCGAAAAUGGCGGCGUCGGAAGGCUCGAUUAAAGGAAGCAAUAGGAUGCUGGUAUUCGUGCCACCACAUCCUUUGAUCAAACACUGGAUCUCUGUCCUGAGAAACGACCAAACUCCUUGUCCCAUUUUCAGGAGUGCAAUCGCUGAACUAGGGAGACUAUUGAUGUAUGAAGCAUCUCGAGAGUGGCUGCCAACUGUUGUUGGAGAAAUCAUGUCUCCAAUGGGUGCUGCUGCUUCUGUUGAAUUCAUUGAUCCUAGAGAGCCUAUAGCGGUUGUUCCGAUUUUAAGAGCUGGUCUUGCUCUUGCAGAACACGCAUCAACAGUUUUGCCUGCAAAUAAAAUAUAUCACUUAGGAAUAAGUCGGGACGAGGAAACACUUUUGCCUUCGGUGUACCUCAACAAGUUGCCUGAUGAAUUUCCCGACAACUCGAGAGUCUUUUUGGUGGAUCCAAUGCUUGCUACAGGCGGUACCAUAAUUGCGGCGAUGGAUCUGUUGAAGGAACGUGGUUUGUCUGUUCAGCAAAUCAAAGUUAUUUGUGCGGUUGCUGCACCUCCUGCCCUAUCUAAGCUUAACGAGAAGUAUCCCGGGCUUCAUGUGUAUACUGGAAUUAUUGAUCCUGAAGUCAAUGAAAAGGGGUUCAUAAUCCCUGGGCUUGGAGACCCUGGAGACCGCAGUUUCGGGACAUGAAAACAAGUCGGAGGUUUUGGUUAAGCUUUUGAUGAAGUGAUGAUUCUUGUGUUUGGUGAAAGGUCUAUGAUAUGUAAGAGAUCACAUUGGAGAAUAUGAGUUCCUGAAUAUUAAGAAAACAAAAGAAGAAACUUGUAAACACCAGUUUUGCUUCGUCCAGAUUUGUAUGUGUAUCAUUGUCAUCUGCUAGUGAAACAAACAACUUUGUCAACAAAACUACUCUUUGAAAGAAAAUUAAACAUUAUAAUCUUGUAAUUAGGAUGGAGCUAACUUGUUUAUUUCAUUUAUAUGUUCCAUG